GGGGCUUUUGCCAUUUUUUCCAUCUCUCUCCCCUCUCUCUCUCCAUCCACCUCUCUCUCACUCUCUCUCUCUUUUUUCUCUGCUCUCCUUUCUCAAAAAAGCCAUGACGGCGAUCCCGCGAUCCAUCUUCGCCUCCGCGCCAUCUUUGUAUUAUUUCUAAUUUAUUUUUUUAUGUGGAUGUCAAAGGCGUUGGAUGAAGAUAUUUUCUUGCCCCACCGGAGUCUCCUCUCUAACCCCGGCUCUCCCCGAUGUGAUCCGCGCUGAACGCCGCCGCCGCCAGCCACCAUGUCUCGCCGCAAGCAAGGCAAACCCCAGCACUUAAGCAAACGGGAUUUUUCGCCAGCCGAGCCCCUCUCCACGGCCGUUGUCUCGUCGGAGGAGCUGUUGGAACGCUGCUCGCAGCAUUCGGAGGAGAGCGGCAGCCUCAACGGGCACCACCCAGGCUCGACUGUGAGCCGGCUGGCCCGGCUGGGUCAUGACGCUCACCCCUCUCUGGAGCAGGACCUGCUGACCUGCGGCCAGUGCCAGGCCACCUUCCCCCUGGCGGACAUUCUGCUCUUCAUUGAGCACAAGAGGAAGAGAUGCAACGGGCCGCCCUGCCUGACGGUGGGCCGGGGGCUGGACAAGCCGCCCUCGCCCUCCCCAGGGCUGGCUCUCACCCCAUCACCCGCUUUUGGCUCCCUACGUGGCAGGAGGCCUGUGGAAGUGGGUGUCCAAGCCACGCUCGCAGACGACGACGAAGACCGGCUCUCGACGCCGCGGGGGAUUUGCCCCAAGCAGGAGCCCCUCCCAGGUAAAGAGGAGCCCACCACCUAUACCUGCACAACAUGUAAGCAGUCGUAUGGCAGUGCCUGGUUCCUGCUACAACAUGCCCAGAACACCCACGGCUUCCGAAUCUACCUGGAAAGUGAACACGGCAGCCCUCUCACCCCACGCAUGGGAGGGCCCUCGUCCCUGGGCGGAGGUGCAGACUGCCCCUCUCAGCCUCCCCUUCACGGCCUCCAUCUGCCUCCAGAUGCAAGCCCCUUCAACCUUCUCCGCAUUCCCGGCUCGGGCUCAGGUGGAAGGGACAGCGUCGGAGCAGGGGGUGGAGUCGGUGCCAGUGGCGCUGUUGGUGGAGGCCAUCAUCAGCGUUUCCCACCCACGCCGCCCCUUUUCAGCCCCCCACCGAGGAACCACCUGGACCCUCACCACCUGAGCCCAGAGGAACUGGCGCUGGCAGCCCACCACCCGAGUGCCUUUGACAGGGUGCUGCGCCUCAAUCCUCCUCUGCCCCUGGACCCCCCUCCAACUAUGGACUUCUCACGACGGCUAAGGGAGCUGGCGGGCAACACCUCAGGGUCCUCUCCCCCACUAUCCCCCAGCAGGCCCAGCCCCAUGCAGCGCUUGCUCCAGCCAUUCCAGACAGGAGGAGGAAAUGGAGGAACAGGAGGAGCAGGGGCAAGCAAACCUCCAUAUCUUGCCACCCCACCCCCUCUUCCGGGUUCCAUGCAGUCACCUGUGGGCUCUCAGACCACCCCUACCACCCCUCUCCCUUCAGGAGGGGCACCACCCUCCUCCACUACCCCCCUGAAAUCAAAAUGUUGUGAGUUUUGUGGCAAAGCCUUCAAGUUUCAGAGUAAUCUCAUAGUUCACAGGCGCAGCCACACAGGAGAGAAGCCGUACAAGUGUCACCUGUGUGAUCACGCCUGUACCCAGGCUAGCAAACUCAAACGCCACAUGAAAACACACAUGCACAAAUCCUCCUCACCCAACACAGGCAAGUCAGAAGAUGGCCUGUCGACAGCCUCGUCUCCAGAACCUGGAACCAGCGAGCACAUGGGCAGCGCAAGCAAUGCCCUAAAGUCAGUUGUGGCCAAGCUGAAAAGUGAGAACGACCGCAUGCUGCGUGAGAACGGGGAAGAGGAGGAGGAGGAAGAGGAGGAAGAAGAAGAGGAGGAGGAGGAAGAAGAAGAGGAGGAAGAGGAGGAGGAGGUAGAAGAGGAGGAGGAGCAGCAAAAUGGAGAAAGGGCGGCCAGGAGAAACAACAACAGCUAUCAUUUUGGUUUGAACCUCGAAGCAGCGCGUCAGCAUGAAAACAACGGUGGGAUCGGGAGCCGACUGGGAGGCGUGGCUGACGAGGGGUCCAUUCCUCGCUCACUGCCUGAGGUGAUGCAGGGGAUGGGUCUAGCUGCCAGCAUGCAGCACUUCAGUGAAGCCCUGAACGCACACAAACGGAACGCCCUGGCCCAGGAAAACCACCUGCACCACCACCUCAACCGAGACCAUCACCAUAAUCGUGACAUGUGUGAUGGGGACUCGGCACUGGAAACGGAGCGUGGGGAAGAGGGUUCUGUCUCGACAGUCAAUGGGCGCGGUGCGUCCCCCAAUGAAUCAGCCUCUGUUGGCCUCUCUAAGAAACUGCUGCUGGGUAGCCCUAGUCCACUCAGCCCAUUCUCUAAACGCAUCAAGAUGGAAAAGGAGUUUGACCUCCCCACUCCCACAAUCCCUAACACAGAGAACGUCUACUCCCAGUGGCUGGCUGGCUACGCUGCCUCCCGACAACUCAAGGACCCUUUUCUGAACUUUGGGGAUUCCAGACAAUCGCCCUUCGCCUCUUCAUCCGAGCACUCUUCGGAGAAUGGCAGUCUGCGUUUCUCAACCCCUCCGGGGGAAUUGGACGGUGGGAUGUCAGGUCGCAGUGGUACAGGCAGUGGGGGCAGCACGCCACACCUUGGGGGUCCUGGGCGGCCCAGCUCCAAGGACGGCCGCAGGAGCGAUACUUGUGAGUUUUGUGGCAAGGUGUUCAAGAACUGCAGUAACCUGACAGUGCACCGGCGCAGCCAUACAGGGGAGAGACCGUACAAGUGUGAGCUGUGCAAUUAUGCCUGUGCCCAGAGCUCCAAACUUACUCGCCACAUGAAGACCCACGGUCAGGUGGGCAAAGACGUGUACAAGUGUGAAAUUUGUCAGAUGCCCUUCAGUGUCUACAGCACCUUGGAGAAACACAUGAAAAAAUGGCACAGUGACCGUCCUUUGAGUACCGAAAUAAAGUCAGAGUAGAAGGCCGAACUAUGAGACCUUUCCCUGCAGCUAUGUCCGCCAUUAGUCCCCUGUUUAUUCCCGGCCCCUUGUAGAUUUGCCCCAACCCCAACACUCCACUUUCACCAGCCUGGUGGAAGCUCAAGACCAUGUGCUCUGCACCAGCACACCCCGUUUCCAUUACCCAUUGAAUGCAUGAUCUGUAUCGGGGCAAUACUCUUGCAUUGACGCAAAACUUCGAGCCUUUCUCUUGUGCAAUAAUUUACAUGUUGUGUACUAUUUUUCUUUUUUGAGUUUUCCUUUUCCAUUUUUAAGACUUAGUCAGCAUGCAUAGUAUGUUUUUGCUAAUCAAAAAAAAGAAGAACCUGUCCCUGGUUGGUUAGUUGUUGAGUAAAUGUGUUGCUGUUUUUCUCUUGUUCUGUUUUUUCUUUUUAUUCUUCAAAAAGAGAAAAGACAAGAAAGGUACAUCCAUGCUGCAUACAUUCUGUAACACAUAUCAUGUACAGUUUUGUGUUGUAACAUGGAAAAUGAACAGUCUUUGACUUGACCCUCUUCUGACAACCCUGGAAAUGCACUUAUCCUCAUCUUUCUAAAAGAUACCACAUUCACACAGGGUUAAAGAAAAUCAAAAUCGUACAUUGGCUUAAACUGAAAGUAAUGUCAGCCUUCAAAAUUCUUUCAAAAAUGACAAGGGUGUGCUAAGAAUUAAAUUUGUACUAUCAUUUGGUAGAAUAAGAAAGAGUGCCUUUGAUAUCUCAAGACUGCAUUGGCCAUAAUCUUAUCUGGUUUAUGUUUGGGGUCUCGCUAGAUAAAGCUAGAAGGUCUUAGCCACCCAGGAAAGGUCCUUGCAUCAAGCACCUGAACACUCAGACUGUGACAACUCAUGAUGAAAGAUCAGAUAGUUAAUCAUCAUUUAGCUACCUAUUAUGUGUUCAAUAGGCUAUCUUUAAUAUGUGGAUUUCAUGGCAAGCAUGGUACAAGCAGUAUUGUGUAUAUCUGAAUUAUUUGUAGUUUUGUUUCUGGUAAGGAGGUACUUUUGAGAUAAAGGUAAUCUGUAAUGUACAAUCCUGAACUUGAGGGAUACAGCGCAUGGCUGAGAAGUGUCAUGUAUCUGCGUUAGCACAAACCUACAACGCUGCUUCGAUAUGUCAGUGUGUGGAACAAUGCAUAAAGUAAUAUAUGAGCUCGAAGUGAGGCUAACUUUAGUUGAGAGCAUUGAAAUAACUACAAGCUAGACAGACAGAAAGCUACACAGAACUGGAAGCUACGUACAUAUUAUGGGGAUCAGAGGCAAUCUCUUUCACGUACAUUUCUAGUAUUAAAACAGGGUGAUUAUAAAUUACAUAAAAAUGAAAGAAUUGCAAAAAAAUAUAUAUCUGUACUCCAAGACUCUUGAAAAGAGUGAAAAUGUGAUAAUUUUGAUCAGUAUGCAUAGGCUAAUGCAGGGCACAUUUUUUAUUUGCUGUUGCUUUUUUACCCAAACUGAGACUUUUCUUUUUUCCCCCCCUUGAGUUUUUAUCCAAGCUGUUUGUAGUAUAGCACUUGUCACUCUGCCUGAGAGGAAAUAUCAGCAUCUCUCUUGCAUUGUCACACACUGUUGCAAUGUUGGUACCUGGGUUGAGUCCAAAAGCUCAAUUUCUUGUCAUUUAUAGGACAUGACGUGCACUGUUUAAAUCGUCCCGGUUUACAAGUUUACGCUGAAGUGGAAACCGUUGAAAUGCUGUCAGAUCACGAGGGUCCCAUUGUUGGAAGCAGUAAAAGAUGAGACACAUAAUCUGUUGCCAGCAGCUCCAGCUUCAUGACCCUUGACCUCUGUACCCUUGCUGUUUCACCUUUGACCAUUUGUCAAUUUGUUCCCCCUAGAAACCCCAGUGCUUAGCCUGGGCCCAAAAUCUGCCCGAUCUGCAAGGCCUGUAAAUGAAAAGGAUUGAUGUGAAAUACGUCAGCGCUCCCACGUUGCCACAAAACCGAUACACGGAGCUGUAUUUCAUCGUCUACACCUGAAUAAUCUACAGACCUUGCUGGCUAGACAACAGACACCUAAAUCUUGUUGCUCACACUGCAAGAAUCCGUUUUUGUAUAAAUCUUCCUUUAAUUAUAGAUAUGAAAAUAAACUUUUUUUUUUUUUUUUUUUUUUUUGCAAAUAACACUUCACUAUCUUUUAGGGGAAACUGUAUUUAAGUUUCGUUGUCGUUUCUCUUUUCCUCAGCGUCUUGGUGGUGUUCAAGACUCCGAUCACAGUAUAUAUGAGAAGAUAAAAAAAAGACGAAAAACUAAAAAAAAAAAAAGAAGACAAAAACAAACAAAAAAAAAAUCUGUGAUGGUUUUUUGUAUUUUAUUUUGCCUUGGCUCUUCACAGCUCUUCAGGUUGAAAUACAAUUUGCAUUGGGGAAAGGAUUAAGAUUAUAUAUGAAUAUAUAAUAAAGAACUUAAAAUAUAGGAAAAUGCACACUCAUGUCGAUUCCUAUGCUUAAACACAUUUAUGGUCUACUUUUUCUGUAUUUCUAGAAUUGUAUUUGAAUUCAAUGUUCACUUAGAGUAGGCACUAUAGUAUUUAUAUUGAGGCUCGUAUUUUUAACUGUUGCUUGUUCUCUCUAAAGGUAUUUACCAUACCUUUUUUUGGUAGUGGAAAAAAAUCCCAAGCUGCCACGGUAUAUUUUUUUAAUUUGGCAGGAUAAUAUAGUGCGAAUUAUUUGUAUGUUUAAAGAAAUAAAAGGAAAAACCCCAUAAAAAAGCAGCUAAAGUAUGUGGCAUUGGGAGGCGUCGUGGGCCAUCAGAUGGCUGCCGCUCUGUUUCCUGUCCACAGAGGUGGUUGUACAUAUCUUCUUUGGUUUUUUGGUUCGGACCUCCUUCCCCCUCCUGCUGCCAUUCUUGUAUGCAGUAAUGCAAGCUGACGUCGGCCUGUUCUGUUGUGUGCUUCUGUCUCUCUCACCCCUCCCACCUGACUACAUUCCAACAUCAAGAAGAGAGGAAAAAAAAAAAGAAAAAAAAACUUCAUAUGCAGUACAUGGAUUACAAAAAAAAAAGCGUCAAAAUAAAUACAUUUAAAAAGAAAUUAAAUGUUUUGCAGUUUUUUUUUUCAUUGCCAAAUACUAAAUGGUGCUUUAUAUUUAGAUUGGGUAUACUUUCAUAUGCAAAGCAUAUUUAAAAAUGACCCGGGGGACGUGGAGAAGCCUGCUUGAGUUGAGACUUUUUUGUAAAUGGCAAUGCGGAAUAUUUUGUUAUCAGCCUUUUCUAUUCCUGUUCUGAGAGCUGUUUGUUGUAACUUGAACUUGAACUUUAUCUUUUACUAUGGGAGUUACUAUUUAUUAUUACCUAUAUGCUCUGUUCAAAACAGAGACAUGGAAUGGAUCCUUAUGUUUGGUUUCUUUUUAUUUUAUUUUUUUAUUUUUUGUUAUAAUAUAUAUUUUUUUCUUUGUAAGGGUGGCCGAUGGUCAUUGGACAAACCUAGCUCUUUAUUUUUUGUUGUACUUGUUUGGGGUCUCUGUUCAGUUGUAUUGGGAAAACCACUGUCUGUGUUUUCUGGCAGAUGUCUGCAUAAUCCUGUUCACACACCCAUUUUGUCCCUUUAUCGAAAAACAAUUAAUAAAAAAAAGAAAGUAUAACAGCA
This is a messenger RNA of Sphaeramia orbicularis (orbiculate cardinalfish), 6631 nucleotides long. RefSeq names its product BCL11 transcription factor A a (gene bcl11aa). NCBI's taxonomy places the organism in Eukaryota, Metazoa, Chordata, Actinopteri, Kurtiformes, Apogonidae. The transcript has 3 exons. The coding region runs from base 286 to 3042 and encodes 918 amino acids. Gene Ontology annotation, cellular component: nucleus. Gene Ontology annotation, molecular function: DNA-binding transcription factor activity; RNA polymerase II cis-regulatory region sequence-specific DNA binding. Gene Ontology annotation, biological process: regulation of transcription by RNA polymerase II; negative regulation of dendrite development. The record is from RefSeq and is a predicted model, not a curated record.